AUGAAUAAAGGAGAAUAAUCCCAAUAUUUAUUAGAGCAAAGUAAUAAUACGAAAUCAUUUGUUGAUAGUAAGUAUAUUAAAUUGAUAAAGACUCUUCUCCAAACAAAAGUUUAGUGCAAUACUCAAUAAUUUAGGCAGCACUUGAAUUCAAAAUAAAGGAACAUCCAAUCUAACCAGGAGAAUUAAUAAAUAGCUCAAUAGUUGAAGAGGCCCCUCGUUUUUUGGAAAGAGGAGCAAACUAUUCAUCUAAGAUGCAUGACAAUGAGAAUAUACUGUUUAAUAAGCAAAAGCCAAGUCAGAGAAUGAGUCAUGUGUAUCCAUCAUAUAUGUCUGAUAAUUCUAUAUAAAUUGAUUAAGACAAAAUAGAAAUGAUAGAACAUACUUAUUCUGUUGAAUAGAUAUAAAAGAUUUUGAAAACAAAUAUUAAAGAAGGAUUAAGUGAUUAAUAAGUUUAAGAGAAGAUUUCAAAGUUUGGUUUAAACAAAAUUACAAGUAAGCAUGCAAAUGUGUCAUUAAGAGAAUUGUUCAAUUUAUUUACAUUAGCAUUGUUGAUAGUUAUUGCACUUUCAAUAGUUGGGUAUUUAUAUGAUGAAAAAGAACAUAUUUCAUUUCUAAUAGAAAUUUUAUGUCUUAUAUCAGUUCUUAUAUUUACACAUAUAAUAACAUUUACUUCAUAUUUAAAAAAGAAGAAACUAUUUUAAUAAUUUAAUCAAAUCAUAUCAAAUGAUGAAGUAAUCGUUAUUAGAAAUGGAUAAAAAUAAAAAAUAUCAUCGGAAUAAUUAGUCAAAGGAGAUCUUAUUGAAUUAAAUUCAAAUUAUAAAGUACCAGCUGAUUGUAGAAUCAUAUUAUCUUAAUAAUUAAGUGUAGAUAAUUUUAUUUUUACUGGAGAUUGUUAACCAAUAUUAUUAGAAUCAGAGGAAAGCAAUCAUAAAUCAAUAUUUGAGGCAAGAAAUGUUGCUUUUUUAGGAGUAGGUUGUGUAUUUGGAGAAGGCAGAGCAAUCGUUAUAAAUACUGGGAAUUAAACUAUUUUAGGAAAAUUAGCUAAAAAAAUUGAUGUUCCAAUAUCAACUUCAUAUAUUGAUUAUCAAGUUAAAAAGUAUUUAAUCUUAAAUUAUUAAGAAUUAUAUAGAUAACGACCUUAAUAAUAUUUGCAUUCAUUAUUAUAACAAUAAUUGGAUGGAUAUUUCAAGAACAUGGAAAAUAUGAUUUCACAUUUCUUAUUAACACAAUUAUUAUUAUCAUUUUAUCUAAGUAUGAUGAGAUAUUUAAUAUUUAGUCUACCUUUUACAUUAAUGUUAUUGAUUUCCUAUUCUAAAAGAAAAAUUAUAUCAAUCAUGCAGGAUUAAAAAAUAUUAUUGAAGGAUGUCGAUGUUAUUGAAAAUCUAACCCAAAUGAGUUUAUUACUUAUCAAUAAAGAAGCUUUACUAGUCUAAGCAUAAUAACCAAAGAAGAUUAUUCUUGGUAAUCAAAUACAUCAUAUUAAUAAAAUUAAAAAUUAUUAAAGUAUUUUCAUAUUUUAUUAAAGACUUACUAAAUUGUAUUCACUAUUGUAUCUAUUAAGAAAACUACUCAUUAGAGGAAUCCUAUUGUAAAUAAGACAUUUAAUAAAUAAUGAGAAAGUUUAUUAGAGACUAUAGAAUUGAUGAUUACAAAAUUAUAUAAUAAAGGCAAUUUACAGCAAUAGAAAGAUAUUGUUUGACAAUUGUCUAGAAUAAGGAAUUUAAAUCAUAAUAUAUUGUUUUUAUGAUGGGUUCUCCUGAAGUCAUUUAGUAAAAAUUAUUCAGAUCAGGAUCCUAAGAAGAAAUUGAUUAUAUAAGUUCUCAUAGAAAUUUAGCAAGAAAGGGUUAUUCUUUAAUUUCAUUUGCUGAAAAAACCUUAAUUCUAGACGAGAAUUAUAAAUUUGAUUUAGCCAAUAGCAACGAAUUCAAUUUUAAUUUGAAUCAUGCUACUGAUUUAGGAACUAUCGCCUUAAAAUUGACAAUCACUCCUAUUAUUAGAACAGUAUUAUAGAAAUUAAAUUUAUCUGGAAUAAGAGUUAUUUUGAUGUAAUCUAUUUACAUAUAAAAAGGACUGGUGAUUAUCCUGAAACUGCAUAAUAUAUUGCUUAAGAAUCUUAAUUAGUUUUUAAUCCAAAAAUAGUUACAGGAAGUGAUUUAGAAGAUUAUGAAUAAAAUGAUGAAGAUUAACAAUAACAUUAAUAAGCAGAUGAAGAAUCAAUCAAUUAAAAAAUAUUUGCAUAAAAAAAUACAAUAUAUGCAAGAAUAAAUCCAGCAUAAAAAUUAAUGGUUAUUUCUGCUUUUUAAAAAUAAGGAUAUAAAGUUGGUAUGAUAGGUUUUGAUACUAUUGAUUCACCUGCUUUAAGAAAAUGCGAUGUAAGUUUUGCAAUGAAUAGAUCUGAUGAAUUGGCUAAAUAAUCUUCCAAAAUUAUUCUCAUUAGUAAUUAACAAUAAGAAAUGGAAUAAAUAUUAAAAUGUAUUUAUCAAGGAAGAAGAUUUACAGACAAUCUGAUUAAACAAAUUAAAUUAUGUUUAAGUAAUAAAUUUGGUCAAUUCAUUCCAAUACUAUUAAUGUUAUUUGUUGGAAUUCCUUUGCCACUCACCAGCUUUGGAAUUUUGUAUAUAACACUUGCACUAGAAAUCUUAGUUUUAGGAGUUCUAAAUGAAAAUGAAGAAGUUGACAUUAUAAUUAGAGAACCUAGUAAUGUAAAAAUCUUUAUGAAAUUAUAACAUUUCUUAAGAUGGAUCUUAACUCAUGGUGUUUUAGCUGCAUCAUCAGGAAUGAUGAGUUAUUUAGUAACUAUGCAUUAUUUUGGAUUUCAAAGUAAAUCAUUACCUGGAAUUAUUUAUAAAGAUGGAUAUUCAAAUCAAAUAUCUAAUUCUACAGAUUUUUACAAUUUUAAUUAUUCUGAUCCAUAUUUAGGAAAUUUAAAUCUAAUCAAUCCAUAACAAUUAUAAUAAAACCCUUUUAUUACUUUUUAAUUUUAUAAGCAUUUUGAUAAAGCCUCUUAAUUUGACUUUAGAAAUGUUAUUGUUUAAUAUAAUGAGUUAAAUUAAUCUUGGAUAACUAAUUUUAUAACUAGUGAUUCUGAUAUUUGUAAAUUAAAUAACUCUGAUUUAUGCUACUCAUAUUAGUCUUUGGAUAUUGCUUAAUUAGGUUUCAUUUAUGGAUUCAUAAUGUGGGGAUGGCUUCAUGUUUUUCUAGGUAGAGUAAGGAUUUUAUCAUUUAGAUAUUAGAAAUUAAACAAAGUAUUUAUAUAUUAAUAAAUUUUUGUAGAAAUUAAUUUACUCAUAUUUAAUUUCACUAUUUUUAGUGUUGCUUAUGUAUAUACCAUAUAUGAUUUAUUAUUUUCCUGACAAAGAUAUUAAUUUCAUCGGUGUGAUAGGGUUGCCCUGUACUCCUAUUUUAAUAGUGUACUUUUGUUUCAAUGAAAUUACUUCAAAAAGAAAAUUAAAAAAGUUGAAAAAAAUUAUAUGA
Messenger RNA from Paramecium sonneborni, 3474 nucleotides. Lineage: Eukaryota; Ciliophora; Oligohymenophorea; Peniculida; Parameciidae. The record is from the annotation of a GenBank genome assembly.